AAACAGAAGGUUAAAGACAACCCGGUUUUAUCUGAUCCGGUACAUUCAACCCGGUUCUUCAAGCAUUCUCGAAUCUAAAGAUUUCAGGUUUCUCAUUGCUUCGUUCUUCGUAUCGAUGUGUCUGGGUUUUCUUUUCUGUAGAUUUAGUGCCACCUUGUUGGCGAAUUGGGUCGACAAUUUCGAUAACUCGCUAGAAUUGGAAGGUUUCAAGUUUUCACUUUCAAGAGGUGUAAUGAGCAGACAUUGGUGCUUGUGGAAGCCGAACAAACGAAUCAGCACAAAACCGAAGACGUGACUCCAAUUUUUUUUUUUUUAAAUCAGAGCUUUCAAAUUCUUAACUUGAGUCAUGCGGGGAUUGAUUCAGACACGUCUUCUCGAGACAGGUACUCUAAGAACUGCUUUAUUCUUGUCUUGCUAUGGACGAGUCUUUUCUAGUGUCAGUGAUGGGAAAGGGAAAGUCUCCUAUAGAGAGAGAUUGAGAAGUGGGAUUGUUGAUAUCAAGGAAGAUGAUGCUGUUGAUCUGUUUCAAGAAAUGACUAGGUCUCGUCCUCGUCCUCGUCUUAUUGAUUUCAGUAGAUUGUUUAGUGUUGUUGCCAGAACAAAGCAAUAUGAUCUAGUGUUAGAUCUCUGCAAGCAAAUGGAAUUAAAGGGAAUUGCGCAUAACCUCUACACUCUGAGUAUUAUGAUUAAUUGCUGUUGUCGAUGUCGUAAACUCUCUUUGGCUUUUUCUGCUAUGGGGAAGAUCAUUAAACUUGGGUAUGAGCCUGAUACAGUCACAUUUUCAACUUUGAUAAACGGAUUAUGUCUCGAGGGUAGAGUUUCCGAAGCUCUGGAAUUAGUUGAUCGAAUGGUUGAAAUGGGACAUAAACCCACUCUCAUAACGCUUAACGCUCUGGUCAAUGGACUUUGUCUCAACGGUAAAGUCUCUGAUGCUGUGCUUUUGAUUGAUCGAAUGGUUGAGACUGGCUUUCAACCCAAUGAAGUAACUUAUGGACCGGUUUUAAAAGUAAUGUGUAAGUCCGGCCAAACUGCCCUUGCCAUGGAGUUGCUCAGAAAGAUGGAAGAAAGAAAGAUCAAGCUCGAUGCAGUCAAAUACAGUAUCAUCAUUGAUGGUCUGUGCAAAGACGGGAGCCUCGACAAUGCAUUCAACCUUUUCAAUGAAAUGGAAAUCAAAGGGUUCAAAGCUGAUAUUAUUAUCUACACCACUCUCAUUAGAGGCUUUUGUUACGCUGGUAGAUGGGAUGAUGGUGCCAAGUUGCUGAGGGAUAUGAUCAAAAGGAAAAUCACACCAGACGUGGUCGCUUUCAGCGCGUUAAUAGAUUGUUUUGUGAAAGAGGGAAAGCUUCGAGAGGCUGAAGAACUGCACAAGGAGAUGAUACAACGAGGCAUAUCUCCUGAUACUGUUACGUACACUUCUUUGAUAGAUGGGUUUUGCAAGGAGAACCAGCUAGAUAAGGCCAACCACAUGCUGGAUCUGAUGGUUAGCAAAGGAUGCGGUCCUAAUAUCAGGACGUUUAAUAUCCUCAUAAAUGGAUAUUGUAAGGCUAAUCUGAUUGACGAUGGUUUGGAACUCUUCCGCAAAAUGUCUUUGAGAGGAGUGGUUGCAGAUACGGUUACUUAUAACACUCUUAUCCAAGGAUUUUGUGAAUUGGGAAAACUUGAAGUUGCCAAAGAACUCUUCCAAGAGAUGGUUUCUCGUCGUGUUCGUCCUGAUAUUGUGUCCUACAAAAUUUUGCUCGAUGGGUUGUGUGACAAUGGGGAACCAGAAAAAGCGCUGGAAAUAUUUGAAAAAAUAGAGAAGAGUAAGAUGGAGCUUGAUAUUGGUAUCUAUAACAUCAUCAUUCAUGGGAUGUGCAAUGCUAGUAAGGUGGAUGAUGCUUGGGAUUUAUUCUGUAGCCUCCCUCUCAAAGGAGUGAAGCCCGAUGUCAAAACAUACAAUAUAAUGAUUGGGGGACUGUGUAAGAAAGGCUCACUGUCUGAAGCAGACCUGUUGUUUAGAAAAAUGGAAGAGGAUGGGCAUUCGCCAAAUGGUUGUACAUACAACAUACUCAUCAGGGCACAUCUUGGAGAAGGUGAUGCAACCAAAUCAGCUAAACUUAUUGAAGAAAUAAAGAGGUGCGGGUUCUCAGUUGAUGCUUCCACGGUAAAGAUGGUUGUCGAUAUGUUAUCGGAUGGUAGAUUGAAGAAAAGCUUUUUGGAUAUGCUUUCUUAGAAUUUUGGUGUUUACAUCAUAUUACCGUCUCAGAGCAUUGAAAGACUAAGUUGGAGUUUCAUAUGUGACAACAUUGAUGUACACAACAUUUUUCUUAAGCAGAUCGACCACCAAGAUUUAUAACCAUUCUCCGGGCAUGAAAGCAAGCUCAUAAUUUCCUUAUCACUCUGUUCAUCUGUCUACAUUGCUUUUCAGAUUGUACUUGCUAAAUUCUGCACAAAUAUGUAUAGGUAAAUGAUAUAAUUUGUAGCUUAAACACACCAUCGCUAUCAAAAAACAAAAUUAGAAGAAAAAAAUAUAAUCGGAACCGAGAAUGAUCAUGUGAUCCGUC
Molecule: messenger RNA, 2543 nt
Organism: Arabidopsis thaliana (thale cress)
Lineage: Eukaryota; Viridiplantae; Streptophyta; Magnoliopsida; Brassicales; Brassicaceae
Product: Pentatricopeptide repeat (PPR) superfamily protein
Exons: 2
Coding region: 347-2212 (621 amino acids)
Source: RefSeq, marked reviewed